Messenger RNA from Danaus chrysippus (African queen), 4143 nucleotides. The record is from the annotation of a GenBank genome assembly. Lineage: Eukaryota; Metazoa; Arthropoda; Insecta; Lepidoptera; Nymphalidae.
AUGGCUCGUGUCCGACUGCUACUUACGAGGCUUCGAGUAUCGGUGUGGGAUGUUUUCAACACAGAAGUUGUUGACCAAAGACUUAGUACAAUAAGGGGAUCUGCAGUAAUUGACUCUAACGACGGAUCAGCAAAGUUGUUGGUUUCUUUCCCAGUAGCUGGAACUAACUUAACAACCAGUACACCAUAUUGGGUGUUAGCAACUGAUUACAACAGUUACGCCUUAGUUUACUCUUGCGUUAAUGUAGACGAAGAAUCCAGAAGAGUGAGCAGCUGGAAGCUAAGUAGAACAAAGCAAUUAUCAGCCAACGCAUCAGCAGCAAUCGAUAGAAUAGUCAACAAUGUUCCAGUUCUUAACGAACAAUAUUAUCGGCCGAGCGAUCAAACAAAAGAAGGCUGUUUUUACUACCCUGAACCUCAAGCAGGAGUAGUUGUAGAGUUCCCGGGACAAUGUGAGAAUGUACAGGGCAUUCAAAACUUCAACAUGUCUUUGUUCCAAGGUGUUUGGCAUGAAAUAGAAGCAUAUCCUAAAGAACAACAGUCUGGACAAUGUAUCAGCCACAACUACACAGUAACUUCGGCUAGGACUUUGAAUCUCUUGUCCAGAAAUGUUUUUAACCAAGAACUUGGUGUAACUAACAGCACAGUAACAUUUGCUUCAAAUCAGGAAACCAAUGGAAACUUAACAAUAACCCUUAAUUCUGGCGGACAAGUGAUCACAAUACCAUUCAUCGUUUUAAGUACCGACUACCAAAAUUAUGCGUUAGCAUACAGUUGUGUUAAUUUGACGAAUGAUUUCCGAAAAGUUUUCAGCUGGAAGCUUAGCCGUAACAAGUUUUUAAGCAAUGAAUCACGAUUGGCUAUAAACAACGCUAUGGCCAACAUCACUGUAUUAGAAAACCGAUAUUAUGAGAACAUAAAUCAAACAAAUAAUGCAUGCUUUUAUUUACCAACACCGGAGCCUGGUAAACCAGUGACUUUUGAAGGACAAUGUGAUGAAAGUAUACCCGUUGUUAGUAACUUUGCAGCUGCCAGGUAUUUGGGACGUUGGCUCCUCAUAGAAUCGUACCCAACAGUAAAUCAGUUGGGUGAAUGUAAUGAUGCCAACUACACCCUAAACAGCGAUGGUACGGUAGACGUAUACAACACGGAAGUCCUUAACCAAACACUUCUUACAAUCAAUGGAACGGCUGUCGUAGCGUCCAACGAUGGCAGUGCGAAACUCAAUGUAUAUUUCCCUACUACAACUGAACCAGCUCCGUACUGGGUCCUAGACACAGAUUAUACUUCUUUCGCUUUAGUUUAUAGUUGUCGUAACAGUGGAAACAACAGUCGAACAGUAACAACUUUCAAACUCAGCCGCAACAACACUUUAAGUCCGGCGGCGAUUGCAAGAAUCGAUCAGAAAAUAAGUCAGAUUGAUGUUCUGAAUGAGCGCUACUUUAACAAAGUAAACAGGACUGAUGAGGCUUGUUUCUAUUUACCCACCCCUGGACCAGAGUCGCCAGUCUUCAGAGGUCGCUGUGAUGAAAAUAUUACUGUAGUCCAAAAUUUCAACGCUACAGCUUACCUCGGACUUUGGUAUGACAUAGCGAGUUACCCAGUGAGAUUCCAAUAUGGCACUUGCCCGACUGCUACUUACGAGGCUUCGAGUAUCGGUGUGGAUGUUUUCAACACAGAAGUUGUUGACCAAAGACUUAGUACAAUAAGGGGAUCUGCAGUAAUUGACUCUAACGACGGAUCAGCAAAGUUGUUGGUCUCUUUCCCAGUAGCUGGAACUAACUUAACAACCAGAUCACCAUAUUGGGUGUUAGCAACUGAUUACAGCAGUUACGCGUUAGUUUACUCUUGCGUUAAUGUAGACGAAGAAUCCAGAAGAGUGAGCAGCUGGAAGCUAAGCAGAAACAAGUUCUUAUCAGAAGCAUCAAUAGCUAAUAUCAACAACGUGAUAAACUCGGUACCAGUUCUUAAUGAAAUGUACUAUAAUACACGCGGACAUUCAGAUGAAAAUUGCUUCUACUAUCCUGACAAUAAUGGAGGUCCUGUAGUACAGUCUGGCCAAUGCGCAAACAAUCUGAAUAUCGUCAAUAACUUCAAUAUAAGCUCUUUUGCAGGAACGUGGUUCGAAAUAUCCCGAUUCCCAUCCGAACUGCAAAAUGGUGAAUGCGUAUAUAGUAACUUUGAGGUUAAUAACCAAAACAUAAAUAUGAGGAAGAGUAUGAUAUUCAACGAGAGAAUUGUCAACGUACUUGGAAACGCUGUCGUUUCAUCAGACGGACGCGGAAUACUAACUGUCAAUCUCACUAACGAAAAUGGAGAUCGUUUCGCAACAAGAUUCCAAGUUUUAGAUGUCGAUUACAACGAUUUCGCCUUACUGCAUAAUUGUAGGAACCUAAACUCUACACACAAACAAGUUUACAGUUGGAAGCUGAGCAGAUCUAAGUCGGGCUUGUCGCCGGCUGCUAUAACCCGUAUCAAUCAACUCGUGUCCAACACUAGCGAACUUUUCGAAGGCUAUUACGAUGUUACGGAUCAAACUUCUCGAGGCUGUUUCUACUACCCGGACUUCCCACAACCGCCUUCAUCAAUUAUACUUCCAGGGCCAUGCAAUGAAACAAUUCGGGCUAAGCCGAACUUCAAUACAACAGCUUAUCUCGGCAAAUGGUACGAAAUUGCUAGUUAUCCUCAAGCAUUCCAAUUUGGAGAAUGCGCUCGUGCUCAAUACAGUGCUGGAAAUAACGUGGUUAAUGUUUUAAAUACCCAAGUAGUUAACAGAACGUUGGACGUACAAACUGCAACCGCUGUUGUCGCUUCAAAUGACAACAGUGGACUUCUGGAAGUAACUUUUGUCUUAUCAAAUGGUGUGAGCAGUUGGAAACUCAGUCGCGAUAAAGUAUUACCAAACAAUUCCAUACCAAUCAUCGACAACAUAAUUAAGGAUACCCAGGGUCUCAGAGAGGAAUACUAUCAACCAACUAGUCAAUCUGACGAAGAUUGCUUCUAUAUUCCUGAGUUUGAUAGAACAAAAGCAGCCGUGUUUAGAGGACAGUGUCAAAAUAUUACUGGAAUGCAAGGCUUCGAUGCUCAGAGAUAUUUGGGAUGGUGGCAUGAGAUUCAAAGAUACCCAACAGAUAAUGACGCCGGAGCUUGCAUUAGCUCUAACUUUAGAGCUAAUGGUAACCAGAUCCAAGUCACAGACACAAAUAUUUUCGGUAUCUCAGCUCAAGUGGCCGUUAAUAAUGUUACAAUAAGUAACGAUGGCAGAAUCAGAAGGAUAUUAAGCAAUGGAAACAUUGAUGACGUCUGGGUAUUAACAACUGACUAUCACAACUAUUCACUAUUGUAUUCCUGUGAAAAUGUCAACGGUAGCUAUAGAAGGGUAUGGAGCGCAAAACACAGCAAGGACCGUCAGCUAACACCAGAAGCUGAAUCAGCCAUGGCAUCUAUUAUUAAUAGCACCGACACCCUAGUACAGCAGUUCUAUAUCCCUGUUAGCCAAAGUGAUGAGGCCUGCUUCCACUAUCCAGAACAGAGCGGUGAUCAGAUUAUUCUUCCCGGACAAUGUGAUCCAAAUAUACCUGUUGUGCAAAACUUUGAUGCGGCGAAAUACACCGGCACAUGGUACCAAAUAGAAAAAUACCCUCAACGGUUCGAAAAUGGUACCUGUAUCGGUGCGAGAUACACUUUAGACGAGCAAACAGGAGUAGUAGAUGUUCUUAACUGGCAAGUAGUGAAUGGUACAUUGGACACUAUCGAAGGCAAUGCCACUUUAAUUUCAACUGAUGGAAGCGCGAAGUUAAUUGUCAAUCUACCCAUACGUGGACGAAAUGAAUCAGGCACGGUGUCUAUGGAACUGUAUGUAUUGAAAACGGACUACGUUACUUAUUCUCUGGCAUACAGUUGUGUUAACAUCAACAAAUAUGAACGUGCUGUGGCCGCUUGGAAACUGAGUCGUACAAGAACAAUGACAGACCAAUCAAACUCAGAAAUCAAUGCCUACAUCAACAGUCGACAAGAACUCCACCAACCCUACUUCGAAAGGGUUGAACAAAGCGACGAUUGUGAAGAACCUAAUUCGUCAUACUUAGUCAGAAGUAGUAUUAUUUUAAUCCUAGUUUGCAGUGUUCUACGCUUUUUAUAUUAG